AUGUCAGAUACAGAGCGGGCUGGUACACCUGACACCCCGCCAGCCCCGUCAUGGUCUGACGCCCCAGCCGACGGCGUUUCGUCGGCAGCGACCGAUGCUCCUUCGCAGGACGAUGCAUCGACGCUGCCUACCACUGAGCCGCGUGAUACAGAGGGCAAUGCAGAGACGUGGGCCGUACCCGAGAUGAAGGAAACUACUACGAAAGAGCCCCAUUCACCUGCGUCUCUUCUUCCGCCGCCAUCCGACUUGCACGAAGCCGUGGCUCAGGAACGCGUCGAUGUGUUCUUGCUUCCGUGGCUGACGCAGGUCGAGGCACACAUUGCGCAAGGCAUGUACGAGGAAAGUACGGCAUGGGUCGAAAUUGUGCUUUGUCUCUGUGGGGCACGACGCAUUCCUGUGCAGACGGCCGGCGCGCCAGCCGCGGCAUGGAGCUCGAUCCAUGUCGGUCGGGCCGCUCGACGUCAACUGGGCCGAUGCUUGGUCGCUCUGUACCGCACAUCCGCGCCGAAACCGCCUCUAUUUGAAGUGCUAGCAGCCUUGCAAGAUGCCUGUGCCACCGACCUACGUGCAGACUCGCUCGCUGCGCAUGUGACGGCGCUCCACGUAUCGUACCUCCUUCUUACGUCCUUCCCUGACCAGGUGGGGUCUGUCGUUGCAUGGGUCCCUCUCCUUCUUCGACAUGUACGUGCGACGCAGAACCCAGUACUGGCACGGGCCCAAGCGCUAGAGACGCUUCAGGCUUGUCUGUCGUACGGCGUAGGUGCCUAUGCGCCUGCUACGCUCAAAGAAGUGCAUAAGACGCUGCGUACGCAGUUGGCCGACGCUGCAGGGCCUGUGAUACGUGGGUGUGCCAAGUGUCUAGUGACGUUGAUUCACGUGGAUACGCACCUCGCCGCCAAGUCAGAGUUGGAAGCGAUGCUUACGCACUGCGCCAAGCUCAUGCAUACAUGCGAUAUUGAGUCGCGCCGAUCAUUGGCCGAGCUUGGUGCUGCACUCCUAGCGCAGUCGACCACGAGCGCACCCGCUGCCGAAGGCAAGGCACCUACCACGCAGCCCGUGUACGCGCUCGAGCAGCAAUGUGUCCUGCUCCAAUCGCACCUGGCACGUGCGACCAACUGGCCUGCGCGUGCUGGUGUCUUGCUGAUGUACGAGGCGCUCGUUCGCCAGUACGACGAGGCCUGGCUGGAGCACCAGUACACGACGUUGCACACGCAUGUGAUUCAGGUGGUGGCGGAGCGUGUCGGCGCCAUCCUCGCGCCCACCGAAGCGUCGUACUUGCAUCAGGCUGUGCUCCGUCUCCUACUUUCCUGGACGGCUUAUCUAAGUGAGCCAGCGCAAGUGCGUGUGCUUGCAUGGCUUUCGUCCGAGGUCCUUGCUGCAUGGCCGGCGGCUACGCCUACCGCACAGCCUCCAAGUGACUUGGCCCUGGCGAUGACCUUGCAAGUCUCGAGUACGCUGCUUACGCAGCUGGGCUAUCUGACCACGUCGUUGCAUGAAGCCGUGUACGAGCCGACCAUGCGUCUGCUCACGCAUCCUUCAUGGCGUGUGCAAGUGCAGGCGGCAUGGUGGGUUCGUAUGGCAUGCCAUACGCAGCCGACCAUGUUGGCUCCGACGUAUGCUCAUCUACUGCAGGCUAUGCGUCGUGAUAUGAGUGCACUGACAUCGACGCAGCCGGAUCACGGCGUAUCGUUGCGAGCGCGUUUGCAAGGGCACAGCGCAGCGCUCGCCGGCUUGGCGCCCGUGGCUGCACAGCAUGCGCUGUAUAUGCGGCAGGAUGAUGUGGACAGUGUGUUUACGUUGGCCACCGACCUCUUGACGCAGGGGAGCCAAGCGGCGCUGCUCGAUGCGACUGCUGCCAUCGCUGCGGCAUGGACGUUGGUCGGUGCUCUCAUGGCGCUGGGUCCGACGUUUGUCAAGGCCCACAUGACGACGCUCCUGCCCUUGUGGCGCAAUGCGCUGAGUGAGCGCGCGUGGCCUACGACUUGGGACGACGAGGCAUGGCCUUUCCUUACGACAGUCCGAGAAGCCGCUCUGAGCAGUCUUCAAACGUUCUUCUUGCACGAUGGCCACCGUCUCCUCACACCCGAGACGGCUCGUCGUCUCGUGGCUAUGCUCAGCCAUGGCCUGUCUUUCCUCGAUGCAUGGGCGAGUGUGGAACGACGUGGCGCGCCGGAAGCAAGCGUCUCCGCCUUGGCGCGAGUGCGUAUGCCGUUGGUCCGUGCGCGCCUGCUUCGCUGCUGCACGCACUUGGCGGCGCAGCCGGCCUUGGAAGCCUUGGCGCCGCGUCUGCUUGCUAUGGCCAUUGAUACACUGGCACGCAGCGAUAAGUAUGCGAGCAGUGCCACACAGGCAGCGAUUCAGUCGCAGGCAGGCGCCACGUCGUCGCCCUGGGACGUCCAUGAUGGCUUGGCGUACGGCGUGACCAGCUUGCUGCAGGGAGAGCACGCGGCGCUGCACGCAUGGGCACCGAGUCUUCCUCCACCGACGUAUAUCGCACCUCUAGCGCCCUCGAUGCACGAGACGUUGGCAUACGAUUUAGAGGGCGUGCUGCGAGUGCCUGUGCUGGGCGGCUUGGAGCAUGAUAUCGUUCCUUUGAUGCUCACCGCUGCGAUUCCCUCGUCAAGCACAUCGCGCGCCAUCCAAACGCCCCGGCCUGUGCCACCGAUCACCGCGGAGAUCGAUGCGUCCGCGGGCGUGUUUGCUGCGCUCAUGCCGUACCAAAGCCGCGAGGUCCAGAUCGGUACAGCAGAGUUUCUCCUGGCGGGUGUACGCCGUCCAGCCUUGGAGAAGCAGCCGGGCCGUCGCUUGGCCGUGCUCACGAACAGUGUGAUUGCAUGGCUCGGCGCCGUUCGUACCGCUGCGCGCGGCGCACGUCGUGCGUCUGGGUUUGCCAAUGACCGUGUAAACACGGCGCUUCAGCAACUUUUGCAGUUGGCACUCUUGCAUGGCGAUUCGCGUCUGCGUGCGUCCACGGCCGAAUUGGAUGGCUACGUAGCCCUGUUGGCCGGCUCUGCCUCGCUGACGCAGCAAGUGCAGACCCUUAUUGAGCAUGUGAUGGACCACCGCCACGCCGAUGCCCGAGCCGCUUGUGCCCUCGCGCUGGGUGAGGUGUAUGCGCGUGUGGGCGGCUUGCAUGCCUCGCCUCUGACCAAGACGGUGAGCAGUCUUUUGCUGUCGUUGGCCAGCGAUCCGCACCCUGCUGUGCACACGGCUGCGCUCACCGCACUCGCGCAGGUCAUCGAGGCGGCCAGUGUGGCGUACGAGCCCUAUGUAAAGAGUACGCUGGGCUUGCUUGCGACGCUCGGUGCUGUCGCGACGCACGAGCCGCACGGCGGCAGCACAGGGAGCGCCAAUCUCCGUGUCCAGUUCCGUGCGUACCCAGCGAUGGCGCAGGUGCUCAGUGCCUUGAUCGGUGUGCUGGGCCCCGAUUUGCAAGAGGUGCCUGCGACGCGCCACCUGCUGUACGCACAAUUGCUCGCGCUCGCUCGUGAAGACGCUACACCGACCAUGUUGGAAGCCUUGCAAGCUUUGCAGCGUCUUGGCCUCGUCGUUCCCUCGCUGCUUACCACGUCGCAGUGGUCCGAUGUACUCCAGUCGGCGCUUACGCAUCCACAGCGGCCUCUGAUCCAAGCGGCCGCACAGGCAUACCGCCAAAUGGCCCAGCGGACGCCGACAUGGCUCGCACAGCAUGGCGGUCCUGCGCUGCUUACGCAGCUGCUGCGCUACUUUGAUCAGGACCCAUCGCUGACAUCGAUACCUUCGCUGCUUCGUACGUGGCUCCAGGAAACCGCGAGCGAGAAGCCGUGUGUGUGGAUGGACAUUAGCUGCGUGGCUUUCUUGACGCCGGAAGCGCUGCAUACCUCACAGCAGCUGGACCGCGCUGUGGGCGAGAGUGCCGAUGAAGCAGCGGCGGUCCUGGCCACCUCCCACACGGACACGGCGCCUACGCGCACCUGCCACGGAUGGCGGACGCAGGCCUUUGUGCUCGAGUGCAUGCACCACAUUGGCCAUGCUGUCCAGGGCCACGCGCAGCACAUGGGCGCGAGUGCCAAUGCACGUGAUCCGCAAUCGCUCAGUCGGCGUGUCAACGAGAUGGUGAAGGCUGCGUGCAGUGCGAGCACGUCGGACGUGCCGGCGGUGCGUAUCCAGGGCCUGCAUGUGCUGCGGGAUAUCAUGGAAUGGUUCGCGACGACCCGCGAUCCUGAAUUUGCCGAGGCGCCGCUACUGGAGCAGUAUGCGGCGCCACUGGCCGCCGCGUUAGCGCCUGCGUGGGGCGCAGAGAGUACGCCAGAUGUCCUCGCCACGGCCAUCAGUGUGAGUGCUGUGUUUGUCGCAGUCGGUGUGGAUCCAUCGCCGAACAAUCGCAUUGUCCGUCUGCUGACGUCGGCCCUGGAAAUCUUGCCACGUACCGAAGUCACGAAACUGGGCGAUGUGCUGGUGACGCCCAAUGCUGCCGCGUACCUCAAGAUGGCCAUCCUGCGCGCAUGGGCACGCCUGGCGCUUACGCGGUCCUGUGAAGCUAUGGUCGCGCCGCAUCUGGAUACCGUAGCGCGUGCGUGGGUCGGUGCGCUCAGUACGUACGCUGUGCUUCGGGCCGAUCAGCAUGCGAUGGCCGCGGACGCCAGUGCGAUUGUCCCGCCGAUGCCGCCGGACAGUGCGUUGGCGCCGCUGAUUCAGGCGCAUAUGCUCGACUACUUUGCACAGACAUGGCCUACGCUAUUGCAUGCCUUGACCGACCUCUUCCAAACGCAUGCAGACGUCGUCGAUGCCAUCCUGCGAGAAGGCCGCGACGCGUCGCUGUCCUUUAUGGCAUUGUACGGCUUAGCGUUUGAGACGCUGUGUGACGAACUGGAGCGGCCGUCCACGCCCGAGCACAGUAUGGCCCGUCUGGUGCUGCGGUCCCUCCAGGUACUGGUCGAUGCCAAGUACAGUGGCGCAUUCCUUUUGCAGGCAGCGCAGUUUGACGAGUUGCUGCGUGUAUGCCAACGGGCGCUGCAAGGCGACGUGCCUGCGAUCCAAACGGAAGUGCUGCAAGUUCUCCGCUCGUUGGUCCGCUCGAUGCGCGAGCGUCUGCUGGAAGAAGACGAUGGGCUUGUGCACGAUACCAAGUUUGCCACGACCAAGCUCGGGCAGCUCAUGCGGAUGCUGUUGGUGUAUACGGAACGCCUGCCCAGUGCACGUAUGCCUCGUACAGAGCGUGCUACGCUCCUGACCACCGCCUGGCAAGGUCUCGUGGAUAUGGUCGAAGUGUGUGGCGCCAGUUUGCAGGUCGAACUGUGCUCGGUCCUGCUGCAUACCAUGGCCACGUAUGCGAAGCGCGAAGACGAUGCCGCGUUCCUGCUCUCGCAUGCGUUGCCUGUGCUACGGGAUAUAGGUACGCGCGUGACCAUUGCUGCGCAUGUCAGCCCAAAGCAAGUGCAUCGAAGUAUGCAAGGGUUCCUCACCGCGAUGAUCGAGAUGGCCGAUGCGCUUCGAGCGCGCAGUGGCGAUAUGGUAUCGCGCCGCAGUGCGAAUGCCCUGAUUGCCACGAGUCUCCUGCUGACCAGUCUCGAUGCGCGCGUACCGAUCAGCAGCGACGUGCUGGAGCAGUUCGCGUACUUGCUUUCCCAUCGCUUGGAUACAGAUCACGACGCUCCGAUUGCGCUGCAGUGCCUGCGUACGAUCGCCAAGGCUGCCGCCUCCGAUCCACCCCGCAAGUCGUUGCACUGGUGCUUGGGCGCGUGCUUGCCUUCGUGGUGUGCGUACGCCGCCCGGCAUGCCUCGACACCCACGCUCGCUGCGCCUGCCGUGCAGGCGUUGCUGAGCUUGGUCCAUGUACUCACGCCUUCGCACGCCCUCUGUAUAUCGCUGCCGAUGGUCGCAGCGCUGGUCACGGCCGCUUCGUCCACGUCAUCGCCGAGCGACCUUGGCAUGGCGGCCGUCUUCGCCGACUUGGUCCACGUGGCUCGAGAGCACCCCGCCGCGUUCCGGGAGGCCACGGCCGCUCUGCCGUCGGCGUCCCGCACGGCGCUGCAUGACGCUCUGCGUACCGCCAUGGGGGCCAGUGCGGCGCCCGUGCGGGCCAAGACGGAAGCCACAAUUUCUCUUCGUACCUUUGGCGCCCCGUAG
Molecule: messenger RNA, 6108 nt
Organism: Malassezia pachydermatis
Lineage: Eukaryota; Fungi; Basidiomycota; Malasseziomycetes; Malasseziales; Malasseziaceae
Product: clathrin-coated vesicle protein
Exons: 1
Coding region: 1-6108 (2035 amino acids)
Biological process (GO): intracellular protein localization; endocytosis; retrograde transport, endosome to Golgi
Cellular component (GO): membrane; endocytic vesicle; Golgi apparatus
Source: RefSeq, a predicted model, not a curated record